Neomonachus schauinslandi (Hawaiian monk seal) is the source of this 4266-nucleotide messenger RNA. It is a transcript of the gene PLXNB3, whose product is annotated as plexin B3. Gene Ontology annotation, molecular function: semaphorin receptor activity. Lineage: Eukaryota; Metazoa; Chordata; Mammalia; Carnivora; Phocidae. The transcript has 28 exons. The record is from RefSeq and is a predicted model, not a curated record. Gene Ontology annotation, cellular component: semaphorin receptor complex. Gene Ontology annotation, biological process: regulation of cell shape; regulation of GTPase activity; positive regulation of axonogenesis. The annotation marks the transcript as partial.
ACCACAUCACCUUGCCCCUGGCUUUGAUGUUUGAGGACGUGGCUGUAGCUGCCACCAACUUCUCCUUCUAUGACUGCAGUGCUGUCCAGGCCUUGGAGGUGGCUGCCCCGUGCCGCGCUUGUGUGGGCAGCCUCUGGCCAUGCCACUGGUGCCCCCAGAGCAGCCGCUGUGUGUCCGGGGAGCACUGCCCAGAGGGCGAGGGUACCGUCUACAGUGCCCAGGAGGUGGAUGUCCAGGUGCGUGGCCCAGGGGCUUGUCCCCGGGUGGAGGGCCUGGCAGGUCCCCUCCUGGUGCCGGUCGGUUGGGAGAGCCGUCUGGCCCUGCGUGUGCGGAACCUUCAGCAUUUCGGAAGCCUGCCCGCCUCCUACCACUGCUGGCUGGAGCUGCCCGGAGAACUUCGAAGGCUGCCGGCCUCUCUGGAAGAGAUGGCCGGGGACGUGGGCCUCAUCUACUGCCAAGCCCAGCAGUUCCGCCCCUCCAUGGCCCAGCAGGAGCUCCCAGUGCCCAUCUACGUCACCCGGGGCAAGAGUCAGCGGCUGGACAACGCCCAUACUCUCCAUGUGACCCUGUACGACUGUGCCGUGGGCCGCCCCGACUGCAGCCGCUGCCAGGCAGCUAAUGGGAGCCUGGGCUGCGUGUGGUGCAGCCACGGCCAGCCUACCUGUCGCUACGGUCCUCUGUGCCCCCCCGGGGCUGUAGAGCUGCUGUGUCCCACUCCCAGCAUUGACACAAUCGAGCCCCUGACUGGGCCCCCCGAGGGCGGCUUGGCCCUCACCAUCUGGGGCUCCAACCUGGGCCGGGACCUUGCCGAGGUACAAGAUGCCGUGAAGGUGGCCGGCCGCCCCUGCAGCCCUGAGCCCUCUCUCUACCGCACCUCUGCCCGGAUUGUGUGUGUGACAUCCCCCGCUCCUAACGGCACCACAGGGCCAAUCCAAGUGGCCAUUAAGAAUCGGCCACCGGGCAUCUCAACCCAGCAUUUCACCUACCAGGACCCCAUCCUGCUGAGCCUGAGUCCCCGGUGGGGCCCCCAGGCAGGGGGCACCCGGCUCACUAUCCACGGGCAGCACCUCCAGACAGGAGGCAGCAUCAGGGCCUUCGUGGGUGGACAGCCCUGUCCUAUCCGGGAGCCGGUGUGUCCUGAGGCCAUUGUGUGCCACACCAUGUCCCAGGCCAGCCCAGGAGAAGCUGUGGUUCGAGUGGUCUUCGGCCACGCCCAGCGCACGCUGCUCACCAGCCCCUUCCAGUACACUGCCAACCCGCAGCUCGCGGCGGCGGAGCCCAGCGUCAGCUUCCGGGGGGGCGGGCGGCUGAUCCGCGUCAGGGGCACGGGCCUGGACGUGGCGGAGCGGCCCCUGCUGUCUGUGUGGCUGGAGGCCGCGGCAGAGGUGCAGGCGGCAGGGGCCCAGCCCCAGGACCCAACCCCGAGGAGGAGCUGUGGGGCCCCUGCCGCGGCCCCCCAGGCUUGUAUCCAGCUCGAGGGGGGCUUGCUGCAGUGCUCCACCGUCUGUUCUGUCAACUCGUCCAGCCUCCUCCUGUGUCAGAGCCCCGCUGUGCCAGAUGGGGCGCACCCCCGGCGGGUCUUCUUCAGCCUGGACGGUGUGCACGUAGACUUUGCCAGCGCCAGUGGGGGCCAGGACUUCCUGUACCAGCCCAACCCCCGUCUGGCCCCCCUCAGCCGCGAGGAGCCCACCCGCCCCUACCGCCUCAAGCCUGGCAACGUCCUGGACGUGGAGGGCCAGGGCCUCAACCUGGGCAUCAGCAAGGAGGAAGUGCGCGUGCACAUUGGCGAUGGCGAGUGCCUGGUGAAGACGCUCACGCUCACCCACCUGUACUGCGAGCCGCCCUCCCGGGCCCCGCAGCCCGCGAAUGGUUCCGGUACCCUGCCACAGUUUGUGGUUCAGAUGGGCAACGUGCGCCUGGCCCUGGGCCCCGUCCAGUACGAGACUGAGCCCGCUCUGUCUGCCUUCCCCGUGGAGGCCCAGGUGGGCCUGGGCCUGGGCGCUGCCGUGCUGAUCGCCGCCGUGCUCCUCCUCACCCUCAUGUACAGGCACAAGAGCAAGCAGGCCCUGCGGGACUAUCAGAAGGUUCUGGUGCAGCUGGAGAACCUGGAGAUUGGUGUGGGCGACCAGUGCCGCAAGGAGUUCACAGACCUGAUGACCGAGAUGACCGACCUCAGCAGCGACCUGGAGGCCAGUGGGAUCCCCUUCCUGGACUACCACACCUACGCCGAGCGAGUCUUCUUCCCAGGGCAUGGUGGCUGCCCGCGGCAGCCAGCACUCGAAGGGCCUGGGGAGGAGGGCCGCCGUGGCCCCGUGCGCCAGGGCCUCACGCAGCUCUCCAACCUGCUCAACAGCAAGCUCUUCCUCCUCACACUCAUCCACACCCUGGAGGAGCAGCCCGGCUUCUCCCAGCGGGACCGCUGCCACGUGGCUUCUCUGCUGUCCCUGGCACUGCACGGCAAGCUCGAGUACCUGACUGACAUCAUGAGGACGCUGCUGAGUGACCUGGCCGCCCAUUACGUGCACAAGAACCCCAAGCUCAUGCUGCGCAGGACAGAGACCAUGGUGGAGAAGCUGCUGACCAACUGGCUGUCCAUCUGUCUCUAUGCCUUUCUGAAGGAGGUGGCUGGUGAGCCGCUGUACGUGCUCCUCCGGGCCAUUCAGUACCAGGUGGACAAGGGCCCCGUGGACGCCGUGACCGGCAAGGCAAAACGGACCCUGAACGACAGCCGCCUGCUUCGGGAGGACGUGGAGUUCCGGCCCCUGACGCUGAUGGUGCUGGUGGGCCCCAGGGCCGGCGGGGCGGCGGGGAGCAGCGCUGCGCAGCGCGUGCCCGCGCGGGUGCUCGACACAGACACUAUCACCCAGGUCAAAGAGAAGGUGUUGGACCAAGUCUACAAGGGCACCCCCUUCUCCCAGAGGCCCUCGGUGCACGCCCUAGAUCUCGAGUGGCGCUCGGGCCUUGCUGGCCACCUAACCCUGUCAGAUGAGGACCUGACCUCGGUGACCCAGAACCACUGGAAGCGACUCAACACCCUACAGCACUACAAGGUCCCGGAUGGAGCCACCGUGGGGCUCAUCCCCCAGCUGCACAACGGAGGUGCCGUCUCCCAGAGCCUGGCCCAGAACUGCCCCUCGGGGGAGAACAUUCCCAUGCUGGAGGAUGCUGAGGAGGGUGGGGUCCGCCUCUGGCACCUGGUGAAAGCCUCCGACGAGCUGGAGGGAGCGAAGGCGCGUCGCAGCAGCCUGAGGGAGCGGGAGCGCGAGCGGGCGCGGGCCAAGGCGAUUCCGGAGAUCUACCUCACCCGCCUGCUCUCCAUGAAGGGCACGCUGCAGAAGUUCGUGGAUGACACCUUCCAGGCCAUUCUCAGCGUGAACAGGCCCGUGCCCAUUGCCGUCAAGUACCUGUUUGACUUCCUGGACGAGCUGGCCGAGAAGCAUGGCAUCGAGGACCCGGAGACCUUGCACAUCUGGAAGACGAACAGCCUGCUGUUGCGGUUCUGGGUGAACGCCCUGAAGAACCCACGGCUCAUCUUUGACGUGCGGGUGUCGGACAACGUGGACGCCAUCCUCGCCGUCAUUGCCCAAACCUUCAUCGACUCCUGCACUGUCUCCGAGCAUAAAGUGGGCAGGGAUUCCCCAGUGAACAAACUGCUCUAUGCCCGGGAGAUCCCUCGCUACAAGCAGAUGGUGGAGAGAUACUACUCUGACAUCCGCCAGAGCUCUCCCGCCAGCUAUCAGGAGAUGAACUCAGCUCUGGCCGAGCUCUCCGGGAACUACACCUCUGCUCCCCACUGCCUGGAAGCUCUGCAAGAACUCUACAACCACAUCCACAGGUAUUAUGACCAGAUCAUCAGCGCCCUGGAGGAGGACCCUGUGGGUCAGAAGAUGCAGCUGGCCUGCCGUCUGCAGCAGGUAGCAGCCCUGGUGGAGAACAAGGUGACUGACCUGUGAGCUUGGGCCCCCGCGGAUACCCAAGGCCGGCCAGCCUGGAGAGGAGCAAGCAGGCCCUCCCACCGCAGUGCCUUAGGACCCCUGGAUGGAGCCAGCAACUGAGGAGGGGGCCAGCGGAAAGCGGAAGGGGGUUGUACCCACCAGGGGGCUCCCCACCGCCUCCCACCCACCGGCCCUUCGCCCUGCUGUUCCCCUACCUGGGCUUCCUUCUAAUUUAUAGUAGCCCUCACCUCUUCUUCUCACCUCCCCCACGGUAUUUAUUUGCUUGCUGGAGAAUCACAUCUGGAAAUAAAAUAGAAAAACAUCUUUUUAG